AUGUCUCAAUACGACUUUAGUGAUAACACACCCGUUCAAAAAUAUCGGGUAGAGAAUAGAAAAGAUGUAAUAAUAGGAGAAAAAAGUUUUCAGUUAAACAGAUCGAAAAGCAAAUUUGUGUCUAUUGGGUUAAAGUACGGUGCGGAGUGUACACCAGUGAUAUCACUAUAUGGAAAUCAAGGACAACGAGUAGUAUUCACGGAAGAAGAUUGGAAAGAAUUUUUAUACUACCAAGGAGUAAUUACUAAUUAUCUGUACACGGUAGAAAGCAGUGAGUCUAUAAGAAGAAAAAGCUAUAGUAUAGAAUUUGAAAAGGUACUGGAAGCGAAAGUAAUAAAGAUAUCACAAAGUAACUCCUACAUUUAUUUAGGGUAUGAAACCAUCUGUAAAUUAUGGGAGGUGUUACCGCUUAUACAACAUCAUAUUAGCCAUUUGAAACAAGGAAAUUUCUCGGAAUAUUUAAAGAGUAUAUAUCCACGAUUACAAAACAACAAAGGUGAUUUUUAUGAAAACGUGUUAAGAAGUGUCAACGCAAACACUCAAGUUUGCUUUGAAGAUAUAAGUAAUAUUUUGGAAUUGGUGUACGUGUAUCCAGAAGCAUUAAAAGAUGUCUGCACAAACGGGAAAAAGAAAGCAACUCCCUUUAGAUCUAUUGUUCAUCCAGUUACCACUACAUCCAAUGUUAUCGAAUGUCAAGAUUGUUAUAAAAAAAUUUCUGGGAGAGGGCUAACAGGACAUUUACGUAGUAAUUCGCACAAAAGUGUUAUUAGUAAUGAUAGUGGGGUUGAGAAACUAUCAAGUGCGUUUAAAAAUCGUAUCGGUAGUUACCGCCUUUCUAGCAACAAACAUCAUACUGAUUACUUAGAAUUUUUUAGUGAAAUUGAAGGUAACGUUUUGAAGCUCCUACAUAACUAUUUACAUAAAUUUAAAGUGUUAAAAGUUAAUUUCGAACUUUACUCUAUGUACACAAUACCUGAAAAAGAUACUUAUGAUUUAAAAUCAUUUAAUACAAAAAAUCAGAUUAUUACUAUUUCUACUAAUUUGAAACAAGCAUAUCAAGAUUUUAUUAGGGAGAUAUUACCCAAGGUUUCGGAAAUACAAGAAAAGGAAUCUGGAUGGAGUCUUUUACAAAUCCAAUCAUUAGAAGUUAACAUUAAUAAGUACAACCCUCUACGAUCUUCUUCAUAUAUCAGGUUACCACGACAAAUCGAGAUGAAGAAAGCAAUUAUUAAUAUAACGAAUAAAGAUGAAGCAUGUUUUGGUUGGGCGGUAAACGCAUCAAUUUUUGACCCAACAGGUAAAUCCAAUCUUACUACUUCUUAUCCGCAUUAUACUAGUCUCUUAAAGUUCCAUAAUAUAGAAUUCCCUAUGAAACUCUCAGAUAUACCAAAAUUUGAAUUACUUAAUAAUAUUUCGAUUAACGUUUUUGGGAUUAGUGAAUGUUUUAAAAAUAAUAUCACACAAUUGGAAAUCGUUGGGCCGUUAUACCAUACAAAAUCUAAAAAAGCUACACAUGUUAACCUAUUACUUAUUUUUGAUGAGUACGGGAAUAGUCAUUAUUGUUACAUUAAAAAUUUAUCGCGGUUAAUAUCAAAACAAAAAUCACACCAUAAUGGUCAGACUUUUCUAUGCAAUGGUUGCUUACAAUUUUUCUCAUCCUUAGAACGUCUUCGCAAACAUGAAGAUAACGAUUGCAACUUUCUAUAUACUAAGCUUCCAACUACCAACAUGAUUCUCAAUAAAUAUGGACAUUUACAAAAAGAAAAUAUUUUACAAUUUUCCAACUUUCAGAAACAAAUGCAAGUUCCGUUUGUUAUAUAUGCUGAUUUUGAAAGUAUACUGCAACCGAUACAAUAUGCAACACCUUCUGAUAAUUCCUCGUUUACUGUCAAAACCUAUCAGCAUACACCAUAUUCAUUCGGUUUUUAUGUUAAAUGUUAUUUUGAUGACAGUUUAUCAGAACUUAUCAUUUAUCGCGGUGACAACGUGGUUGAGAAGUUUAUUCAAAAACUAGAAGAAAAAGUUUACACUAUUUAUCAUAAAUAUCUUAAAUAUAUUAAACCUAUGAAAAAACUCACGCCAGAAGAGGAAUUACAAUUUUUUACUAGUAAAUGUUGCCACAUUUGUGAUAAACCGUUCGAUAUUAACGAAAUUAAAGUCAGAGAUCAUUCACAUCUAACAGGGUUGUUUUCUGGCGCAGCGCAUAACGCUUGUAAUUUAAAUUACAAAUUACCUAAGUUCAUACCUGUUUUCAUGCAUAAUUUAACCAAUUACGAUUCACAUCUGUUUAUAACAAAAUUAGCUCAAAAUAACGAAAAAAUUGAUGUUAUUGCACAGACUAAAGAAAAAUAUAUAUCAUUCACCAAACUACUUUUAGUUGAUCGUGGUGAUUUAGAGCAAAAUAUAUAUUUAAAAUUAAGGUUUGUGGAUUCUUUCAGAUUUCUACCUCAUUCACUGGAUAAUUUAAGUAAAACCCUAAAUAAUAAUCAAUGUCUAGAGUUACAAAAAUAUUGUCGAUCAAAUGAAGAGUUCGGAUUGUUACGACAAAAAGGUGUUUUUCUUUAUUCAUACCUGGAUAACUUUUCAAAACUUGGUGAGGUAUCUUUACCCACACAAGAAGAAUUUUUCGAUAUUUUAAAAGGUGAAGGCAUUUCCGAUGAAAAGUACUUACGAGCUAAGCGAGUUUGGGAAGUUUUUAAUUGUAACACAUUAGGAGAGUACUCAGAUGUUUAUUUAAAAUCAGAUAUUUUAUUAUUAGCUGAUGUGUUCGAAAACUUUCGACGUAAUUGUUUAUUUAACUAUAAACUAGAUCCUGCUCAAUAUUUAACAGCUCCAUCACUUAGCUGGGAUGCUAUGUUGCGUAAAACUAAUGUUCAGCUUGAAUUAUUGACGGAUAUAGACAUGCUCCAUUUUUUUAAAAAGGGUAUACGUGGAGAUGAUGUAGAAAUCACUCAUUUUGAUUGUUUAUCAGUCGAUGAUGAAUCUCCAAAGGGGUAUGUCUUAGAAGUUAAUUUAGCUUAUCCUGAAACAUUACAUGAUUUCCAUAACGACUUACCGUUUUGUCCUGAAAAUCUGAUUCCUCCUAAUAGUAAAGAUCCCAAGCUUGUAUUAACGUUAUUACCGAAAAAUAAAUAUAUUAUCCAUUAUAGAAAUUUGAAACAGUGUACUGAACAAGGUUUAAAGAUAACUAAAAUUCAUCGAAUUCUAGAAUUUUCUCAAUCACCGUGGUUAAAACCUUAUAUUGAAUUAAACACAAAUUUACGUAAUUCUUCAAAUAAUGAAUUUGAUAAAAGUACAUAUAAAAAUUACACAAACUCCAUUUACGGGAAAACUAUGGAAAACGUUGAUAAGAGGGUUGAUAUUAAACUUUUAUCCCACUGGAAAAACUUGCCUGGAAGCGUCGGUGCUGAAGGGUUUAUUAGUAUGCCGAAUUUUCACUCUGUUUCAAUAUUUUCUGAUAAUUUAGUUGCAAUUCAAAUGAAUAUCCUAAAAAUAAUUUACGACAAACCGGUGUAUGUCGGUUUUUCAAUUUUAGAAAUAUCCAAAAUUCGUAUGUAUGAUUUUUUUUACAAUUACAUUAAAGCUAAAUAUGUAGAUAAUGCCUCACUUUUGUAUACCGACACUGAUUCAUUAAUUUUACACAUUCAAACAGAAAACGUUUACCGCGAUAUCAAAGAAAACCUUCAUUUAUUUGAUACAUCCAAUUACCCCGCCGAUAAUAUCUUUAAUAUACCAAAAACACCAUCAGUGGUUGGUAAAUUAAAGGAUGAGUUUAAAGGUAAACCAAUUAAAAAUUUUUGUGGUACUGGUGCCAAAGCUUAUUGUGUGACAUUAAGUAACAAUGAUAACCUUAAAAAAGCUAAGGGAAUUUCCAAAAACGUUAUAAAUAAAUCUUUAACAUUUACGGAUUAUAAACAAGUAGUUGAUAAUACUAAUGCGAAAAUUUAUCGUAAAAUGUAUACAUUUAAGUCACAUUUACAUGAAAUGUAUACUGAAUUAAAAAAUAAGGUUGCUUUAACUUCCCACGAUGAUAAGAGAUAUGUUAUACCCGGAACUAUUAAUACAUUAGCGUGGGGUCAUUACAAAAUAGAUACGUUUAUACCUAACCAACAACAACAAAAUCUCGAUUAUUUAAUCCAGCAAGCUAAACUACUUCUACCAGAAGCAAAAAAUGAUGGUGGGGAUGAAUUUUAUGUAGACAGUUUUGAAAUGGAUUUUUUAUCGUAG
Molecule: messenger RNA, 4227 nt
Organism: Diabrotica balteata
Lineage: Eukaryota; Metazoa; Arthropoda; Insecta; Coleoptera; Chrysomelidae
Source: the annotation of a GenBank genome assembly